UACACGUACCGGAACUACCAGGUGACUCACUCCGUUGGCAUCUAAACGAAGAAUAAUGCGCUGUGACAAGUUACUGACAAGAGCGUGAUCCCGUCACUUUCGCCUGCGGGCACUCCAAAGUCGGCGUUUUUCCGGCACUACCUUUUCGCCGACCUUGAAUCGAAAAGGCUAACGGCGGUCAUCGGAGAUGGACGAUGCGAAGACGACGGCGACGCGAGUCGACCGUUGGGGUUACCAGUUACGAACGAGUUCCGAUGCUUGUGUGGUUGCGAUUGAUGCCUACUACGACCAAGUGCUGUCUUACGGCCGGAACCGCGCUAUCAUCCUUGAUGCCCCUGCCAACGAUCCCGCCUGCGUACUCGGCAAUGCCCUUGCCGCUCACUUCCUUUGUUCCAAGGAUCUGCCCAAGGCCUCAUCCCUACUCGUCUCAGCUGCUGCAGCCCUUAAGAAUGCCACUUCGUAUGAGAAAGCGGUUUAUGAAGCAAUAAUUCUGUUGGUUGGAGACGGAAGGGACGAGGAAGAGGCACUGAGUCGGCACUUUGAGUUAGUAAAAGAAUAUCCUAAAGAUUUGGUUUCACUAAAGAGAGCUCAGAUUUUAUGCUUCUACAUGGGCCAGCCACAUCAUUCUCUGAAUCUUGUAGAAAAGGCACUUCCACAUAAUCAAGGUCAGAGUUUCAUAUAUGGUAUGCUAGCUUUUCCCUUACUCGAGCUUGGAAGAAUGGCUGAAGCCAAGUCUGUUGCAAGGAGAGGAUGGGAAAUCAACAGAUUUGACAUCUGGUCUCAGCAUUGUCUAUGCCAUGUCUUACAGUAUGAAUGCCACUUCAACGAAGCAGUGGAAUUCAUGGAAUCUUGUUCUUCCACAUGGCGUUCUUGUUCAUCUUUUAUGUACACUCAUAACUGGUGGCAUGUUGCUGUUUGUUAUUUGGAAGGUAAUGCUCCCCUGCGCAAAGUUUUAAAAGUGUAUGACGAACAAAUCUGGAAAGAACUGCAAAGAAAUUAUUCUGAUCGAGCAGAGGUGUUUGUAAAUGCUUUAGGUCUACUACUUCAGCUUGAUGUUCGGGACCAGAUGGAUGUUAUGAAGGAUAGACUAUUAUUGGCAGCUGAAACACUUAAGGACAAGUCUAUGUGGCAUGUAGAAUGGUUGCUUGACAUAUUGUCUCUCUGGACUUUAGCUCGUGCCAAAGAAUCACUUAAAGCUGAAGAGCUACUGAACUCCAUCAAGUCAAGGAAUUCCUUUUUGAAGAAGCAAAAUGUAAUGCAAAGAGCAACACAGCUUGCAGAAGCUACUUAUGAGUAUGGCAGAGGCAAUCAUCACAAAGUAGUUGAUAUACUUGGUCCAGAUUUUGAUGCGAUUGAUUUUAAAAUGAUUGGGGCUUCUGAUGAACAACUUGAUGUUUUCAAUGAAAUUUGGUACAAUGUUUUGCUAAACACAGGAAAUGCCUCAAAAGCGAUAGAUCUGAUUGAGAAACAGCUUAAGAAAAGAGUGGGGUGCCCUUACUUGUGGCGCUUGUUGGAGAAGGCAUAUGGUAUUGCAGGGAAGGGAGAUGCUGCUAUGGCGGCUGAGAAGGCAAAAGCUCUGGAAAUAUCUUAUUUCAAUUAAAUUGUUCGAAAUAUGUAAUUGUUGGACACUUUUUCUGUGUCACUUCAUAAUCUCUGAUAUCUUAAAUUUUCUGAUUUAUGGAUGAAAAAAACAACAUUUGUUCAUGUUGCACGCACUGCAUUUGUCAAUAUAAAACAAAAAUUGUUUUUUUGUUCAAA
Dendrobium catenatum is the source of this 1758-nucleotide messenger RNA. RefSeq names its product tetratricopeptide repeat protein 38. The coding region runs from base 188 to 1600 and encodes 470 amino acids. Gene Ontology annotation, molecular function: protein binding. The transcript has 13 exons. The record is from RefSeq and is a predicted model, not a curated record. NCBI's taxonomy places the organism in Eukaryota, Viridiplantae, Streptophyta, Magnoliopsida, Asparagales, Orchidaceae.